This is a messenger RNA of Cynocephalus volans (Philippine flying lemur), 2067 nucleotides long. It is a transcript of the gene ZMAT1, whose product is annotated as zinc finger matrin-type 1. The transcript has 6 exons. The record is from RefSeq and is a predicted model, not a curated record. Lineage: Eukaryota; Metazoa; Chordata; Mammalia; Dermoptera; Cynocephalidae. The coding region runs from base 1 to 2067 and encodes 688 amino acids. Gene Ontology annotation, molecular function: zinc ion binding; nucleic acid binding.
AUGGCGGCGGCGCCGAACACAGUCAUUCCGCUGGCGGCGGAGUCUUCCCCUCAGGAAACUACCGUCCCUGCCGCCUCCUCCUCCUCCACCGCCUGCGCGGGGGCGGCGGCGGCGGCGGCGGCAGCAAUGACUGUGCCUAUCUCCUCCGCCACCUCCACCCUUGCCUGCCCGCCUGCCGGUGGCUGUGGCGACGGCGGCGGCGGCUUUGGCGGCUCCACUAUGGCGGCGGCGGGGAGGGGGGGCAGUAGUUUUAAAGUAGGCACUCGCCCUUGCCUCAGAGAAGAUGCCCCUUGGAAUGAACAGAAAAAGGUUGAAUUUUUUACCGAUAACUUUUGUCAAAUAUGUGGAGUGGUGCUACAGUUUGAAUCACAAAGGGUUUCACAUUAUAAGAGUGAAAAACAUGCUCAAAAUGUUAGUUUUUAUUUUCGAAUGCAUGGGGAACAAAAUGAAGUGCCUGGUAAAAUAAUGAAGAUGCAUGUUGGGAAUUUUCAGGUGCAUAGAAGUGGAGUAGUGGACAGGAACAAAUUUUGUGAUCUCUGCAACAUGGUUUUUAGCUCCCCGGUUGUUGCCGAGUCUCACUAUGUGGGGAAGGGCCGUGCUAAAAACCUGAAGCAGUUAGUGGAGGAACAUGAUCAGGUAUCUCCAUCAGGAUUUCAGCCAGAGAUGGCACUUAGUACAAGAACCUAUGUUUGCCGUGUUUGUGGUAUCACCUUUACAUCUUUAGAUAUGUUCCGGUCUCACACGCGAGGAAGUGAACAUCAUAUUAAGGAAUCUUUUGUUAUUAAUCCAGUGAAGAAGUCAAAGACACAAAACUCUUAUCGAGAUGAAUGUGCAGACUAUGUCAAAGUGCAGAAAUCCAGAGAAUUAAAGCCCAAGACAUGUUUCAGAAAGAUGGAAGAGAGUUCUUUGGAUACCCGUGGGUAUAGAGAAGUGGUCAGUUCCAGGCCCAGACGUAGAAUGUUUGAUCAAAGAUGCCCAUUUGAGACUUUCCAGACAUACACAGGGCCAUACAAUAUUUCACAAGCAGUGGAAAACCAGUUACCUCACUAUUUACCAGCUUAUUCAAAGAAGACAUAUGACUCCUUCCAAGAUGAACUUGAAGAUUACAUUAAAGCUCAGAAAGCCAGAGGACUAGAUCCAAAGACUUGUUUUAGAAAGAUGAGAGAAAGUUCUAUGGAAACCCAUGGGUAUAGAGAAAUGGUCGAUUCUCAACCCAGAAAAAGAAUAUAUGAGCAAAGAUUUUCAUUUGAGACUUCCCAGGCCUACCAACAGCCAUACUACGCUUCACCAGUAGAAGGCCAGUUACCUCAUUGCUUGCCAGCUUAUUCAAAAAAGAAGUAUAACUCUUUUCAAGAUGAACUUGAACAUUACAUCAAAGUGCAGAAAGCCAGAGGACUAGAGCCAAAGACUUGUUUCAGACAGAUAGACGAUAGCUCUGUGGAAACCCAUAGGUACAGAGAAAUGGUUGAUAUUAGAUCCAGACAUAGAAUGUUGGAACAAAGACUCCCAUCCGAGACUUGCCAGACCUACCCAGGACCAUACAAUAUUUCACAAGCAGUGGAAAACCAUUUACCUCAUUGCUUACCAGCUCAUGAUAGCUACUGUCAACUCACCAGAGACUAUUUCCCAGAAAAACCAGUACCCCUGAGCCUUAAUCAGCAAGAAAACAACUCUGGCCCAUACAGUGUAGAAUCCGAAGUUUACAAGCACCUGUCCUCAGAAAACAGUAUCAGUGACCAUCAAGCAAGUCAUAAACGGAGACAUCAAAAGAGAAGACGACACCUGGAAGAAGGUGAAGAAAGACCAGAGAAGCAGCAGUCCAAGCAUAAAAGGAAAAGGAGUUAUGAGGAUAUGGAUUUAGACAAAGACAAGAGCAUCAGACAAAGAAAAAGAGAGAGAGAUAAAGUUAGGGUCAGUUCAGGAAAGCUUAAGCAUCGAAAAAAGAGAAAAAGCCAUGAUAUACCCUCUGAGAAAGAAGAACGUAAGCACAAGAAAGAGAAAAAGAAAUCUGUUGAAGAAAGGACAGAAGAAGAAAUGCUUUGGGAUGAGUCUAUUCUUGGAUUUUGA